Messenger RNA from Coccidioides immitis RS, 1731 nucleotides. RefSeq names its product proteasome regulatory particle subunit. NCBI's taxonomy places the organism in Eukaryota, Fungi, Ascomycota, Eurotiomycetes, Onygenales, Onygenaceae. The coding region runs from base 117 to 1589 and encodes 490 amino acids. The record is from RefSeq and is a predicted model, not a curated record. The transcript is spliced from 3 exons. Gene Ontology annotation, cellular component: proteasome regulatory particle. Gene Ontology annotation, biological process: proteasome-mediated ubiquitin-dependent protein catabolic process.
CAGACAGACAACAGAGCUUCAGCGUCGCAACACAGCACACUUUUUCAGAUACUCUUUCUCUCCUUAUUCCGCCCCCCUUCCUUUCUUGUUCACUGUUAGUUUGCUUGGUGGCAGUCAUGGGUUCCGAUCCCCAGUAUGCGAAGUACCCCGACCUCACGCUCGCCCAGGAUGUCUUCAACCUCGCCAAUCCAGCAUGUCCGACAGCCUUACGAGAAGGCUCCUUGAAGAAGCUCCAAAUCGCCAUUGAAGAGAAACACAUGGCCCCACUGUACCGUCACCUAGCCCACCCAGUAGAGGGCAUUUUAAAUCAAUCAGGCGAAGGCGUUUCCCAAGCUACGAGUACAAGUUCCAACAAGCCAGUUGUUGCAAGUGACAUGCUCCCUCAAACACGAACAUCUGCGACCGUCGAUCUUCCUUGGGAUGAAAAGCUAUACGAGAGAUUAGUGGCUGAGAAUAAGAAGGAGCUCGAUGCUUUGCAGAAGGAGGAGGAUGAGGCCGCAGAGGCUGCUGGUGACACAGAGGUUCAGGCCGCCCGGGGAAAACGCGCAGAGUUUUGGGCGCGCGUUGGAGAUCGGGACAAAGCCAUCGCUGCCUAUGAAGCCGUCUUCGAAAACACCGGGGUGCUAGGAACAAAAAUUGACCUUGUUCUCGCUAUGAUACGGAUUGGAUUGUUUUUUGGGGAUAAACUAUUCGUUAAAAAGCAUAUUGAACGAGCCAAUUCUCUCGUGGAGGGCGGUGGAGAUUGGGAUCGUCGAAACCGGCUGAAGGCAUACAAAGGUUUACACUUGCUUACGAUCCGCAACUAUAAGCUAGCUGCGCCUCUUCUUCUCGACAGCCUAUCUACUUUCACCAGCUACGAAUUGUGCAGUUAUUCGUCACUGGUCGUAUAUGCGGUUCUUGCCGGCUCCUUAUCCUUGAAGCGGGUAGAUUUCAAGGCUAAGGUGGUGGACGCGCCAGAAAUUAGGGCGAUUCUGGGUGAAGGAGAAGACAGGUUAUCGGCGCUAACGGGGGCGAUAUCGUCUGGCCCCGGUGCGGGAGACGAGGAGAUGAAGGAUGCGUCUAGCGCGACCCCAGGUCAAGCGUCAACCAUCGUCAACCUCACAACGCUAGGUACUGGAAGUGGCAUACAAGCAGAAACCGAGGCACCUGUCGAUUUUACUCCACUGUCCAAUCUUGUCGGUAGUCUUUACAACGGCAUAUAUCGCACGUUUUUCACGGCCCUUGCCGCUGUCGAAGAUAACUUUCUCACCCAAGACCGCUACCUCCAUGAGCAUAGAUCCUGGUUUGUUAGAGAAAUGCGGUUGCGAGGGUAUCAGCAGCUCCUACAAAGUUACCGGGUGGUCGGCCUGAACAGCAUGGCGAAUGAGUUUGGUGUGACCGUAGAUUUCCUUGACAGAGAUCUCGCCAAAUUCAUUGCUGGUGAUAGAAUAGCUUGCACAAUUGACCGGGUCAAUGGUGUAAUUGAAACCAAUCGCCCAGAUGACAAGAACAAGCAAUAUGCUGAUGUGGUCAAGCAAGGCGAUGCACUAAUCACAAAGCUUCAGAAAUACGGCCAGGCUGUUAGAAUGAGAGGCAGUGAACGAGGUUAAUGAUGCAUGACUAUGUUUCACCAGCUCGUGGGUUUGGCUCAGGGAAGGCAUAUGCAGUUCAGAAAAGAUAAGAGAGCGAUUUUUUGUACUGUAUUACCAUCUGCUGUAAGGUGCGAACAAUAGAUGAUGUUCAUGGGUUUCC